AUGACUCAAUCUUUAGCAAGCAACGUCCCGGAAUUAGAUACCGGCCAGAGACCAGGCCAGGACAUGGAUCCAGACACGCACCGGCUCGUCUGCCAGACGCGCAACUUGAAGUUGGUGACCUCGGCAGCUCCUGUCUUCGCCGCACCCUUGGACCACGUUCCCUCGUCUUCCUUAUCUCGUUGUACCUUGCCUGAUCCAUCAUCGUCGUCUCCGAUACCCGAUGCCAGUGAGAGAAACGUAGCAGGACAAGGUAAUACCCCGGACGAAAGACCAGCUGGUACCCAACCUCCAACCCAUGCCUCGCUGCCCCUCGUACCGGAGGAUCAAGAAGGAAAUCCUGCCGCCUCACGCACGUUGCCACCGCCCAAGGAAGGCUUAGAUGGCAGUCAGCCUGAUCACGAUGGCGAGGGGGAAGUGAUCAUCGAGCAGGGCCCUGGCUACACCCAGGGAAUGAUGCGGACAUGUAUGGACCAACCCGUGGUUACUUCGGCGAAAAUGUCACCGCGAGAACCUGCGGCUGCAGAAUCAACGGCUCUGACGCCUUUUAGCUGCUCUGCCGCAGGAACACCGUGGGACCACAGAGGGCUCUGGACUGCUGAUGGUCCAAUGACGAGGCUAUCUCGCACCCUCCUAGACACCUACGGCUUUGCAUGGGAUGGAAGGCUCAACCUGGACGAGCUGCCAAAUGAGGUGCUCAUGCAUAUCUUGGGUUAUCUCGAGGUUUGCGAUCUCCUGGCCACGUCAAGGACAAACCAUCACUUGCGCGCUCUGUCGCUGCAGCCGAUCCUCCAGCACCACCGCCUCCGGCGUGUCCGCCUCUCGCUGCCAACCCUGCUUCUGUCCCCGUGCCGGCCCACGCUGGGCGACCUGAUUGCGCGGCACAUCUUCCUGACGCACACGACGCAGAUCUCUCGGCGGCUGGCCCGGUCGCUGGUGGCGAUCCGGCUCUCGCGCCGCCUGCCGCUCCGCCCCACGGCCGCGUCGCUCGUCCAGCGCGGCGUGCUGCCGGGCGAGUGCGUCGAGGGCCACGUGGCGCCGGGGCUCGUGGCCAAGAAGCGCGCCGUCGAGCGCGAGCGCCUCAAGGACGGCCUCCGGCGCUGGGUCGGCGGCGUCUGGCGCGGCGAGGUCGGCAAGCGCGGCGAGGGCGUCCGCCGCACCGAGGAGAGCCGCGGCGUCGGCAGGGUCUGGCGGCUGCGCCGGUUCUGGGAGCGCGUGGGCCACGAUGGUUGA
Neoarthrinium moseri is the source of this 1230-nucleotide messenger RNA. RefSeq lists its product as uncharacterized. Bases 1 to 1230 code for a protein of 409 amino acids. The transcript is spliced from 2 exons. The record is from RefSeq and is a predicted model, not a curated record. NCBI's taxonomy places the organism in Eukaryota, Fungi, Ascomycota, Sordariomycetes, Amphisphaeriales, Apiosporaceae. Gene Ontology annotation, molecular function: protein binding.